UCCGUGCUGCAGCAACGUGCAUCAGUUCCUCUCUGACCCCAGUGUUAAUCUGCAUUCAGACUGAGGCUUCGCUGCCUUUCUUGGCUUCUCGAUAGUGGAGCAGCUUAUUUCUUGGGGCUUCGCUGUUUUGUGCCAGUCUUGUAGGCCCCUGCCAGUGCUGUCGAAACGGCAACACACACGCACGAAGACGGGCGAUACGAAACGAAGCUUUUCGACUCGCGUCGAUUUUGUUUUGGCUGAUUUCACACCGCCGCGCGCUCGCCUCCAGUCUCGAUUUGCAGAACGGCUACUGCUAGCGUGCGUAAUGUAUCGCAGAGAGGAAACACAGUAAAUAGACGGACACGUCCAUCUGCAAGAAAGAGGAGACGAAGAUGGUGAUGAUGGCUUCGCCAAAAUCAGCCUUCAAAUGCUCGAUACCGAUGGCGAAGCCUUCCCUCCCGCUGAAGCUGCUUUUCUGGGUGUUUAUUGUCGUGAAUCACUCCACAAGCUCCGUCCAGAGUGAUGACGAUGAUGAGGUGUCUAACAAGACGUGGGUGCUGACUCCCAAAGUGUAUGAGAGCGAUGUCACACACAUCCUAAACAGCCUACUAGAUGGAUAUGACAACAAACUCAGACCUGACAUCGGAGUCAAGCCAACAGUGAUCCACACAGACAUGUUUGUUAACAGCAUUGGACCAGUGAAUGCCAUCAAUAUGGAGUACACCAUCGACAUCUUUUUUGCUCAGACCUGGUACGACAGAAGAUUAAAAUUCAACAGCACAAUGAAGGUUCUACGUCUCAACAGCAACAUGGUUGGAAAAAUAUGGAUCCCAGAUACUUUCUUUCGCAACUCAAAGAAGGCCGAUGCCCACUGGAUCACCACACCCAAUCGCAUGCUCAGGAUAUGGAAUGACGGCAGAAUACUUUACACGCUGAGGUUGACCAUCGAUGCCGAGUGCCAGCUUAAACUGAACAACUUCCCUAUGGAUGAGCACUCGUGCCCCCUGGAGUUUUCAAGCUAUGGCUACCCCAGGGAGGAGAUUGUGUACAAGUGGAAAAGGAGCUCAGUGGAGGUUGGGGACAUUCGCUCCUGGAGGCUCUACCAGUUCUCCUUUGUGGGCCUGAGGAACACCUCUGAGAUUGUCAGGACUGUGUCUGGAGACUAUGUGGUGCUGACUGUGUACUUUGAUCUGAGCAGGAGAAUGGGUUACUUUACAAUCCAAACGUACAUCCCAUGCACGCUUAUUGUUGUCCUCUCCUGGGUCUCCUUUUGGAUCAACAAGGAUGCAGUGCCUGCCAGGACAUCAUUAGGCAUUACCACAGUGCUGACCAUGACCACAUUGAGUACUAUCGCCAGGAAAUCUCUUCCAAAAGUUUCCUAUGUGACAGCCAUGGACCUCUUUGUGUCUGUCUGCUUCAUUUUCGUCUUCGCCGCACUUAUAGAGUAUGGCACACUGCACUACUUUGUCAGCAACAGAAAGCCGAGUGCCAAAAAGGACAAGAAGAAGAAGAAUCCGCUCCUCCGGCUCUUUUCCUCAAAGCAGACACCCACGGUGGACAUCCGUCCGCGCUCGGCCACUGCCAUUCAGAUGAAUAACGCCACGCACAUGCAGGAGCGAGACGAGGAGUACGGCUAUGAAUGUCUGGAUGGAAAGGACUGCACUAGCUUCUUCUGUUGUUUCGAGGACUGUCGCUCCGGAGCCUGGCGGCACGGCAGGUUGCACAUUCGCAUCGCCAAGAUAGACUCUUAUGCACGCAUCUUUUUCCCCACUGCAUUUGCUCUCUUCAACCUGGUCUACUGGGUCUCCUAUCUCUAUCUCUAGGCGCAGGUGUGUAUCCAGCCUUAUCAUACAGUCCAUUACAUUCUACAUAUGCUCUGCGCCAACGAGUGACUUUAUGGAGGAGGGGACCCACUGAAAUACCCAGAGAUUUGAUUAUAGCAUUUCUUCUAUUUCUUUUGUUUUAAUCCAAUUAAAUCUUGUUUAUUUUAUCAAAGAACUCUGACAGACAUUGCAAAUGUUGUAGCAUUACAUUUAACCGGUGUGAAAAGGUUUAUAGAUGUGUUGAGGAACUAUGGAUUGUGUAAAAUAUCAAACAAAGUUUCGUUUCAUUUUCACCACUUUAUUUUUGAAUUUGAAAUUUGAAAGAUACGUCUCAAUGGGGGGUUUACCAGUUGUUUUAUUAGAUAAAAGAUCAUUUCGCAAGAAGCAAUUAGUAAUUCAAUAACAGCAGUUUGGAUCAUGUCAGAUCAAGUAUUCAUCAGAAAAAGUCAAUAGGUUUCAGAGGACUAUUAAAGAGAAGAUCAGAGUGCUUUGCAGAAUUCAAAGUGAUAUCGAUGUGUUUUUAUCAAUGACUAAAUUAACAAAUUCAUCAAAACAAAAAGAGUGUGACCAGUUUAUGGUGAGUAAUAAUACAUAACAUCUUUUGCAUUGACUGUACUUUUAAUUAUGUUCAUAGUUCUUUGUUCACUUACUAAAAAACAAAAUCUGAAGCACUUUAACAGAGCUGUUAGACACUGACAUGAGAAUAUUACUUUUUUUUUUUCCAAAUUUAUUUGUUUAGUGUGGUCAAAGUGUGGUGAUGCUGUUUAUGGACUUCUACUGUACAGACACUGUAUAUAUUUUACUAUUGCAUAGUGGUUUACAUUUAUUGCAUGCACCUUUCGGGCCAAAAAGCAACUUAUUUUAUGGUCUUCUACUGUUGGCUAUGGAAAAUAAGAAAACAAGCACUAAUAAUCAUUCAGGAUACUCUUCUUUUUUUAUGAAAAUUCAGAAAGUGACACAGUGAAAAUCGGCCGAGUUGAUGCUUUUAAGUUGAGAAAUCCCUCAUGAUUACAGGUGGGAGGAUCAUCCCAGGGCAGAAAACUGGUUUAGUCAAUUACCUUGCAGCCACUAGCUUACACUUCAUCCCUUUCUCCGGUUGCUGUAAAAGUGCAUAUUUGCAACAUGACACCACGCUAUUGUGUUUUUAGUUAUGGAAGUUUGUCAGUGUGGUAACUGCAGCAGCAUAUUCAGAGCCUGAGUUUUACUUUUGAGGAUACUUCAACUAAUCUACAGACAGCUGUAGGGCAUUGUGCAAUCUUUGCAGUUAAAAGUUCAUUCUCUUUGUUAUUCUACUAAGAUUACAAGAAAAAAACGAGGCUUUUAUUCAAGCGUAAGAACAGAUGUAACCCUUUUUUUUUUUUAUCAAGCAUUUCAUUUCCUGUGUCUUUGAGAAGAAUCACAUUGAGAAUGUAACUCAUUUGUAGUGGGAAGAUAUAUUCAAAAGGCUGAGAAGAAGUCUGGUAUUGUUUCAGUAUUUUUUUUCUUCCAUUAAUAAAAUGUCUGAAUGUAUAGUGAGCAGAAAAUAAAUGAAACAUUUCUGAACUGUAAAUGCUAUGUAUGGUACAGUACAAUCCACUUUACAGAUCCCUUACAGCAGGCACCAGUAUGCAACUAAUGGAGAGCUCACUGAUUGUGUACAUAAAUUAUGAAUAAAAAACUGGUCAAGCCCUUGGGAUAUUUUGUAAAGGGUAUAUAUUUUGUCAUUUCAGCAUUGCUAUUAUAUCAACGUAAAGUAUAUCACACCUAUUAUAUUAUGGUUUUACCAACCAUGUAGAAUAUUUGAGGGAAUUGGGGUAUUUAUUUAUUUAUCCAUUGCUGGCAUUUAUUUAUUUCUUGAAAGAAAAUGCAUUUUAUGCUCAUAUAGGCCCUGAAAAGAAACGCAGAGUGCUGUCAUUUAUAUCAAAGAUACAUUUUUGUUUAGUGUGUCAAUGGAGCUUGAGCUUAUUUAUCUUGUGUUUUGUUGUGAUCAGUGUACACUACUCUCACAAAAGCCUGUCAAUCUGUUAUAUUUGUUAAAUUAGUGGCUUGCAGCAUUACCUGUUGUGCAUCUUCUGAGUAGUAGACUUUAUUUAAUGAAAAAUAUAUAUAUAAAUAUACAAAAACAGUUCCCAAGCCACCAGAAGAAGAACAUUUGCUUGUCUAAAUGACUAUUAAUUGCGUUCACUUUUCCAGCCAUCUCAUUGGUUUGCUUUGGUCUUGACAUCUGAAAUAAAUAAAGCAUCUCUGGUUAUACAAAUAUAUGUAUUUACCAGAUAAUGUCAUAUUUCUUACAGUUCUUUCCCUUUUGUAUUAAAUGGUUGUCCUGUUGUGUUACAAAGCUACCACCCAGUAGUCUGAAUCUGUCUUCAGUGUAUACAUAUGCUAUUUCUCACAUCUUUAGGGUUUCCAAGUGUGUCAGUAGCAAUGUAAACUGGUCCUCAUCAGUGUUUGUUUAAAGAAGUGCAAUGGAGUGACUACAUUUUAUAAAGUGCCAAACUGACACACACUGAAUAGAGAAUAUCUAACUUUAAUAUCAUCAUAUACUACGUUGUAAAAGAAAAGACAUGAUAAAAGAUGAGGGUUUUCUUUAAAAAUAAAAAAAUGCUGCCCUGCAGGAUGGAUUAGCAGGUGCCCUGGAUUUCUUUUUUCUUUUAGUUCAAAUUUGACAUGAUGCAGAACCAAAAGCAUCAGCUAUGCUCGAAUGAACAUGAAACUAAUAAAAACGAUCAAGGUAAAAUGGAAAUUACUUGACUGUGUGACGUACCUUAUUGAUGCUGAUGAGAGCGUGUGCUGUGUUUAAAGAGAGGUUAAAUAUAUAUAUAUAUAUAUAUAUAUAUUAUGAAAUGUUUUUCUUUCCAUAAUAGAUGCUUGUUGAUUGAUUUCUUUUGUUUGUGUGUGCUCUACAGGAAAUGUAGAGAUAGAAAAUUGUGUGGGAGGUACUCAAGUGUGUUUAUUCUCAGUAGCGUGCAUGCUGAACAUGUUUGAGGUUUAAAAGGGACGUUUCAAAGAAUUGGGACUCGCUCAUCUGCAGGUGAAUCCUUAAUCCUUUGCCUGCAUUGACAUGGACACUUAACACUGUACUUCUUUUUGAUGUGAUUUUAUUUACUUUGGGACCCACAAAUGAGACAUAUAUGUGAACAGCACAUGUUGAUAUUUUCUAAUGUGUGUAUUUUGUCAAACUGCAGAAAAGAAAAUAAGCGCUGGAAUCACAGAGCCCAGUAAAAGGUAUUCUAAGGCUAAACACAUUUCACACGAUUCUCCAUACAUACAGUAUAAUAGUUGUCUCUCAUCUAUGUAAAUUUGGUUAUUGUAUAAAAUGAUCAAUUCUGUUAGGAUCUGCAUAAUAAAUUAUAUAUGUGAAGAUAAAAGUCCUUUUCAUAAGAAAAUUGCACAUAGCUGUGGAAUUUUACAAUAAAAUGGUCGCAUUUA
Messenger RNA from Neolamprologus brichardi, 5210 nucleotides. RefSeq names its product gamma-aminobutyric acid type A receptor subunit gamma2 (gene gabrg2). The record is from RefSeq and is a predicted model, not a curated record. Gene Ontology annotation, biological process: chloride transport; gamma-aminobutyric acid signaling pathway; monoatomic ion transmembrane transport. Lineage: Eukaryota; Metazoa; Chordata; Actinopteri; Cichliformes; Cichlidae. Gene Ontology annotation, cellular component: membrane. Gene Ontology annotation, molecular function: extracellular ligand-gated monoatomic ion channel activity; GABA-A receptor activity.